Salvia splendens (bonfire salvia) is the source of this 1400-nucleotide messenger RNA. RefSeq names its product protein MIZU-KUSSEI 1. Gene Ontology annotation, biological process: hydrotropism. The transcript has a single exon. NCBI's taxonomy places the organism in Eukaryota, Viridiplantae, Streptophyta, Magnoliopsida, Lamiales, Lamiaceae. Bases 356 to 1207 code for a protein of 283 amino acids. The record is from RefSeq and is a predicted model, not a curated record.
UUUCUUAAAACUCGUGUUGAAAAGAAACGUUUUAUUGCAAACGAAGGUGAGAAUAUUUUAUUCUCCUUAAAUCACCUAAAACAAUUUUGUUAAAUCUUAUGCUAAAAAAAGCCCACAACUAAAUAGGGAGUGAGGAAGUACUUCUUUAAAAAAAAUAAUAAAAAUGAGUAAUUCGAUUCUAUAAUUCAGGUGUCGAGAUGGAAGCAAACAUAAUGAUAAUGAUGAUAAACUGAUAAGAGCAUAGUAUGUGCAGAAAUGCAACGCCAGAAAAACGUGAAGGAUUCUCCAGUCAAAGGUCAAACAUACUGAAAAUGUCGAUUCAUCACCAUUGCAACUAAUUCCAGAAGAAAAACAAAUGCCCUUUGAAUUCAUCGCCCCUUCCCGCCAUUUCCCAAAGUUUGCUAUUUAUAUCCACACCCCCAUCCCUUUCCCAAAUAAAAUUUUCCCCCAAACCCCUUUCUUGAUCCCUUCAAUGACCAAGCUGGAGUCUCUGCGCCGAUUCCUCGUCCCCUGCAUCGGCAACUCCCGCACCUCCCCGAGCCCUCCCCCCGCCGCCAAGAAACGCCUCAGCACCUCCCUCCGCGACGACCUCGACGAGAAGCACCACCACCUGAUCCAGCCGCAGCCACAAGAAGCAGAGCCCCCGUCAUGCUGUUCCUCCCCGGCGACCCCGGCGGCCAAUCUGGCCCCGCCACGGCCGUCCCGAACAAUGGUGAUCGGCACCAUAUUCGGGCACGGGCGCGGCGGGCACGUGUGGUUCUGCGUGCAGCAGGACCGCCUCGCCACGAAGCCCGCCCUCCUCCUGGAGCUCUCCAUCCCGACCUCGGGCCUCAUCCAGGAGAUGCAGUGCGGCCUCGUGCGGAUCGCGCUCGAGUUCAACGCGGCCGAGUCGGACGACCCCGAGCUGGCGCGGUGCCCGCUGCGGUCCGUGCCGCUGUGGACGCUCUUCUGCAACGGGAGGAAGCUCGGGUUCGCGGUCAGGCGGAAGGCCACGCAGCAGACCAAGAUGAUGCUCAAGACCAUGCAGAACGUCACCGUCGGGGCGGGCGUCAUCCCCUGCAAAUUCCACGACGAGAAGGAGGUCAUGUACAUGCGGGCUAACUACGAGUGCGUUUUGGGGAGCGCCGAUUCAGAGUCUUUCCACUUGAUCAACCCGGAUCAGCUCCCGGGUCAAGAACUCAGCGUUUUCUUGCUACGAACAAGAUAAAAUCUAAUUUUCGAGAAAAUCCAGGUUUUCUUGAGUUAAACUAUUUUUUUUUUUCUUUUUAGUUUUUGAGAGAGGGAAAGGCUAGCUAGUUGUAGGUUAAAUUGUUCUUUGUUGAUUUCAGUAGGAAUCUUUUGUAAUUGGAGAAGCACAAUAAUUUCAGUUACUACUUCCUAUCCGUGAAUCAUACUUUUUC